CAUUUUUAUUAGACACGGCAGCGUCAAUUAGUCCAAUUAAUCAAAUAAACUCGUGCACGCGCACGAGGGCGGAACCGGAAAUGAACGCGCAAAGUAGAAGAACGCUGAGGAGUUCAUCAGCGCGAGACGCGGCGGCAGCACACACAGGGCGCGCGCGACUCUUCUCGGAUCUCCAAAGAUUAAUAGCGUGCGACGUGCAUGUGCACGUGACUUUCAUUUUAUUUGCGCAUCCUCCCCCUUUCUUUUCUUUUCUUUUUCUUUCUUCAGUUCUUGGCUAAUUGUCCGACGCGCGCAUCAUGGACGAGCAGCAGCAGCAGGACCUCCGCUUUUCCAGGAGAUCUCCAGGACCCACGCGCGAACACGGUCUGAACAUGCAGAAGCGACAGGCGCGCGUGACGGUGAAGUACAACCGCGCGGAGCUGCAGCGGCGCCUCAACGCCGAGAAGUGGAUCGAGCGCGCGCUCAAGGGGCUGUACGCCGGCGCGGAGGAGGAUGAAAUGCCAGAAGAAAUUGACAUUGAUGACUUGCUGGUUCUGCAGAGUGAUGAAGAAAGAGCACAGAAACUCCAGGAGCUGCUGCAGACCUGCAAGAAUAACACACAGCCUUUCAUCAGCGAGCUUCUCCAGAUGCUGCACGGGCUUCACAAACAGGAAGAGCUUCAAAAAGAAGGCAUCGGCCAUCCCAGUCUCCACGGUUACCCCCAUCACCAUGGCAAUGUGCACCACCACCACCAUCACCACAGAGGCCAACAACAGCACCAUCAAGCGCGAACCCACCAGACCCUGUAGCCGUAUCCUGUAAUGCACCGCAGCAGCGAACUUCUCCAAACCUCCGGAGGCGUCUCUUAUUCACGGACACGACGUGAUCACUAACCUUUACGAUUCCACACAUGACGCUUUCUUCUCGUCACGCUCGCACCGAGUUCAGAAAAUUGAAACCUCGUAACGCGUCACUUUAUUCUUCAAAAUUUUCCUAACUGCACAAAACCCUUAUACCACUGAUACAGUAUUAAAGGAGUUUAUAUUCUUGUGAAGUAGAUCAAUGAAACACUGUGAGAUUUCAUUAUAUAGUGUUAUAAAUUUUCAUAAAAUGAAGUCGGUCAAAAAAAGCUAGCUUAUCUAUCCUAGCCUAUCGGGAAGUAUAUCAUAUGGAAUUUAAGUCUAAUAUAAUAAAGAGCCAAUAGAACAACUUGUAGCUCAUAUAAUGGACACCAGUUGAGACCAUUAGGAUUCCAUAAGGCUUCCAAACCCCAGGAUGUUUCUACACCAGUUUCUUUGGUUUGGUUGUGAUGCGUUGAUGUACAAAAACACACUACCGGUACAUAAAAAAAAAAAAAAACAUGAUUUUAACAGUUAACUGUGUGGUGUGUAAUGGUCUGGAAACCAUUAGGAUUUUUACAAUGAUUUCUGUUGUUUCCUUUUUUCCCCCAGCAGAAGUCCAAGUGCUGGUCAUCAUAACCUUCCUCAGUACAGUUUGGUCUUCAUUUACAGCUUAUAGGACGUCCUAGAACAUAGUCAUUUCCCCCCCCCAACAAACAGAAGAGAAUAGUUUUUUUUAUUACUUGUUGGAUCCAUUAACCUCGAAACCCCAGUAAAAAGUUGAACAGUGAGUUCGUCCCUUCAUUUAGAUUAAAUAAAACAUGGUGGGGAUUAGAUUUUUUUUUUAUUCAAUACCUUUUUAAAAUGACUUUUUCGAAAACAAUUGUAAAUAGCUCAAGAAACUCCUAAAACCAGAUCUGUGCUACACCGAGUUCUUAUUCCACUGAGGGACGUGCUACAAUAACGCUAAUAAUUCGAUGUGAUGUUAACCAAUAAGAUUUACUGAUGUUAACAAAUAUAAUAAAGAUGUGAAUAAACUGAAA
Silurus meridionalis is the source of this 1861-nucleotide messenger RNA. It is a transcript of the gene ppp1r14aa, whose product is annotated as protein phosphatase 1, regulatory (inhibitor) subunit 14Aa. The transcript has 4 exons. Gene Ontology annotation, biological process: regulation of phosphorylation. NCBI's taxonomy places the organism in Eukaryota, Metazoa, Chordata, Actinopteri, Siluriformes, Siluridae. The coding region runs from base 297 to 788 and encodes 163 amino acids. Gene Ontology annotation, molecular function: protein serine/threonine phosphatase inhibitor activity. Gene Ontology annotation, cellular component: cytoplasm. The record is from RefSeq and is a predicted model, not a curated record.